Anopheles bellator is the source of this 562-nucleotide messenger RNA. RefSeq names its product SUMO-conjugating enzyme UBC9-B-like. Bases 1 to 534 code for a protein of 177 amino acids. Gene Ontology annotation, cellular component: nucleus. The record is from RefSeq and is a predicted model, not a curated record. Gene Ontology annotation, biological process: protein sumoylation. NCBI's taxonomy places the organism in Eukaryota, Metazoa, Arthropoda, Insecta, Diptera, Culicidae. The transcript has 6 exons. Gene Ontology annotation, molecular function: SUMO conjugating enzyme activity.
AUGAAGUUCAAUGAAGGCUUCCACGAUGUAAACCAUUGCCUUAACCAUCAUUUAAUCUUGUCUUCAUCUUCAAUUACACGCUUGAUGAUGGAGCGUAAAGCUUGGCGCUCUAACCCACAAUUUGGAUUCAUAGCCAAGCCGGUAAAAAAUAGUGAUGGAAGUUUAAACCUUCUGCAAUGGGAAUGUGCUAUCCCAGGGAAAAAGAACACACCAUGGGAAGGAGGCGUGUAUAAACUAAUUAUGUUUUUUAGUGCCGAUUAUCCGACAGUCCCCCCUUUGUGCAGAUUUCAGCCGGCUUUGUUUCACCCAAAUGUGUUCCCAUCCGGUACGAUUUGCCUCUCACUUCUGGACAAUAAAAAGGAUUACACUCCAUCCAUAACUAUAAAACAAAUUUUGGUCGCCAUACAGCAUUUGCUGAACAACCCUAAUAUAAAUGACCCUGCUCAAGCUGAAGCAUAUAACGUUUAUUGCUCAAAUAUUCAGGAAUAUGAAAGGCGAGUGCGGGCACUGGCCCUUGCCAGAACACCACAAUAAUACAAAGGCAUUAACAUAAAUAUUCUAC